Messenger RNA from Pseudopodoces humilis (Tibetan ground-tit), 1658 nucleotides. It is a transcript of the gene NEU3, whose product is annotated as neuraminidase 3. Gene Ontology annotation, cellular component: membrane; cytoplasm; intracellular membrane-bounded organelle. The record is from RefSeq and is a predicted model, not a curated record. Gene Ontology annotation, molecular function: exo-alpha-sialidase activity. NCBI's taxonomy places the organism in Eukaryota, Metazoa, Chordata, Aves, Passeriformes, Paridae. Gene Ontology annotation, biological process: ganglioside catabolic process; oligosaccharide catabolic process.
AGGGCUGCCACCAUGUCCGAGGCCACCACCUGCCUCAAGCAGGGGGAUGGCGGGGAGAGUCCCCCACCACCACCAGGAUCCCCGCACGUUUUCCCUCCGGAGACGCUGUUCCGACAGGCAGGUGGGGUCACCUACCGCAUCCCGGCUCUGCUCUACGUCCCCCCGGAUGAUUCCUUCCUGGCCUUCGCCGAGAAACGCUCCUCGGCCCGGGACGAGGAUGCCAAGUACCUGGUGCUGCGGCGGGGUCGCCGGCACGGCUCCUCGGUGAAGUGGGGUCCCACGGAGGAGCUGUCGGCGUUGGCGCUGCCCGGCCACCGCACCAUGAACCCCUGUCCUCUCUACGACGCCAGGAGCGGCACCGUCUUCCUCUUCUGCAUCUGCGUGGAGCAGGGAAAGACGGAGCGACGCCAGAUCUGGAGCGGGUGCAGCGCCGCUCGUCUCUGCUUCGCCACCAGCGCCGACGGCGGCCGCGGCUGGGCCGCGCUGCGGGACGUGACGGACGAAGCCAUCGGCUCCGACCUGGCCCGGUGGGCCACCUUCGCCGUGGGGCCGGGCCACGGCGUGCAGCUGGGCUCGGGGCGGCUGGUGGUGCCGGCCUACACCUACUACGUUCACGGGUGUCUGUGCGGGGCCCUGCGGCUGCCGUGCUUCACCCGCCAGCAUUCCCUCGUCUUCUACAGCGACGAUGGCGGGCGCCGCUGGCACAAGGGUGCCCUGCUGGGCGGGGAGCGGACGGGCGAGUGCCAGGUAGCCGAAAUCCGCGGUGCUCAGCGCCCGCUGCUCUACUGCAGCUCCCGGGCCCCGCGGGGCUGCCGGGCCGUGGCGCUCAGCUCCGACCGCGGGCAGCGUUUCCAGCGGCCGAAGCUGUGCCAGGCGCUGCGGGAGCCGCCGCGGGGCUGCCAGGGCAGCGUGGUCAGCUUCCCCUCGCAGGCUCCCAGCUGCUUGCUGUACUCGCACCCCACCGACCGGCGCUGCCGCCGAGAUUUGGGUCUCUAUGUGAACCCCUCGCCGCUGGACGGGGAGGGCUGGCGGCGCCCCUGGGUGCUGCACUCCGGGCCCGCCGGCUACUCCGACCUGGCCGUCUGCCCCGACGGCGUUUUUGGGUGCUUGUUCGAGUGCGGCACCAGCAGCGCCUGCGAGGAAAUCGCCUUCUGCCUCUUCACCCUGGACCCCUCUGGCGAUCAGAACCUCAAGGCUUCCUAAAACAAGCCCGUUUUAGGCGGUGCGGUCGCUCCCGAGCGUCGGUGGCCGGAUCCCGUGAGCACGGCAGCGCCGAGACCGCACCAGGGUAUUUCAAGCGCACCAGAGGCUCAGCAUCAUGUAGCUUUUAUUUAAUUAUGUCGUUUUAAUCACCCGUCAGAUGUUGUCGGUGACCUGCGGCAGUGGAGGAUCUGCUCUGGCUUGGCCAAGGGGGAUGCCAGCACAGCAUACGAAAUGCCACUGUUUCUCCAAAAAUCAGUAUUUUCCACCUGGUAGCAGCUGAAAAGCAGAAGGUGCCGGCAAGAGCAGCUGAUUCCCUGAGGAAAAAGUACCCCAAAAUCUCGGUUUAGUUAAAAAUAUUCCAGUUCCUGCAUUCCUGCAGGUGGCAUUAAAUUCCCAGUUUUUACCAUUUUUUAUCCUGUUUUCUUCACUUUCCUGCUUUAGACUGAGUUUCUCCC